This is a messenger RNA of Aspergillus steynii IBT 23096, 591 nucleotides long. RefSeq lists its product as uncharacterized. The transcript has a single exon. Lineage: Eukaryota; Fungi; Ascomycota; Eurotiomycetes; Eurotiales; Aspergillaceae. Bases 1 to 591 code for a protein of 196 amino acids. The record is from RefSeq and is a predicted model, not a curated record.
AUGUCCCGGUCUUCCGAGACCUCCUUCUCCGGCCCCGCCGCCAAGUACAUGCGGCAAUCGCCUCGUCUGAACUCUCGCCUCCCUCCUCUCGCUCAUCGUUCCUCCUCCCCGCUACCAUGCCGCAUGGUCGUCCUAUCGCGGGAUAAACUGCAACACGAAUCCUCCGCCCGCAGUCCCGACCUGCGCCGCUGUCUCGCCCACGAUCGCGUCCUGCGUCGAUCCAUCCAGAUCGCCCAGGAAGACAUGAAGAAGGCGAUGGCGGCCCUGCGCGUCGACGACAGCGACAGCGAGGAGGAAUUCGAUCCCGGGUCUGAAACCGCUCCAGUCACUAUCAUCCGGGACCAGAUCGCGAGUGUCGUGAAAUCUUUCGUGCGACGACGGUCGCCUGAGCGAUCCUCUUCCUCUCCUCCUGCUGAGAAAGACCGGCUGAAAGUCGAGCUGGCUCGCGUCUCAUCCAACAGCAGCGCGAAAUCCUCGAGCUCGAGUACCUCCAUCACGUCCCUCUCGUCUAGGUCGCGACGAUACGCGGCAAGACUUGGGCUGGGGCGUCGGUUGUGUUCGCCUUCUGCGGUGCAGCCGAUGGUCAGCUGA